AUGAAGUUGCGUGUAAAAAUUAAUAAACAGACCAGUCGUUUGGAGCUGGAUGGGGACCAGCCCACGCUGACAGAUCUUAACAUACAUGUCAAGGAGAUCCUAUUACCGUCUUACGGACUUGUACCAGACACGGAAUUUGCUCUGUCCCUGAAUGGCAAAGAGCCCCUAGUUGACACAGGACAAACCCUAUCCUCCUGUGGCAUCGUUUCUGGUGAUUUGAUCAGUGUGAUUUUGCCCCAGUCCAGCCCUCUACCUUCCCCAUCCUCCACAUGUCAGAACUUGAGCGGUUUUAGUACAGCACAAAAAAAGAUGGAGCCGGAUCGGGCUGCCCAUUCAGCAUUCCAGCACUCUAAUAAUGAGGCUGUUCCUCGCAGCAGUGAGGGCAGUCAGGAGGCAGCAGCAGCUGAGGAUGAGGAGGCUCUGGAAACAGAGGAUGAGGUGGCUACAGGCCCUUUUAUCCCAGAACCCAUGCUCUGUAGUGAAGCAGAGGAGGGAAAGGUACCACACUCUCUAGCGCUUCUGCACAGUGGAGCCCAAAGCCAGAGCUCUGGUGACUCCCUAAUGGUGGCUUUACAUCUUCUCAUGGUGGAGACUGGUUUCCAGCCUCAGGGUUUGGAGGUGAGGGCAGGUGAAAUGCCCAGUGGAUGGCGGGCAACAGGUGGACUGUACAGGCUACAAUAUGUGCAUCCUCUGUGUGAAACCAGCCUUGUCACUGUUGUAGCAGUUCCUAUGGGCCAGACACUUGUCAUAAAUGCUACUCUGAAGAUAAACAAUACUAUGGAAAACUCAAGGAAGCUAUCACUUAAACCAUCCUCGUAUGUGACCCAGAAAUGUUCAGAUGAAAAUGCUGCUGCAGUGUACAAAGACUUGAGGAAGCUGUCUCACAUUUUCAAAGACCAGUUGGCCUACCCUUUGAUUGCAACAGCUAGACAAGCUAUGGGUCUACCUGCACUUUUUGGCCUGCCUGUUCUGCCUCCCGAGCUACUCCUGAGGAUCUUGCGCCUGCUUGAUGUGGUUUCCCUGGUUGCCCUCUCAGCCGUCAGUCGAGACCUUCGUGUAGCCUCGGAGGAUCCGUCUCUCUGGAGAUACCUUUGUCACCGUGAUUUCGGAGUAUGCAAUCCAUCGAGGACUGAGCCAAGAGAUACAGACUGGAAAGAGCUUUACAAAAAAAGAUACAUCCAAAUGAAGAAGAUGAAUAAACUUAGACACAGGCCAUUCCCAUAUCCAAUGCCAGGUAUUUACCCAGUUGCUCCCAUACCCAACCCUCCUCUUCCCUUUCCACUGUACCCGCCUGGAAUCAUUGGAGGCGAGUAUGACCAGAGACCUGGCAUCCCUCCGAGCGUCCUGCCACGCCCUCGCUACGACCCCAUUGGUCCACUGCCUGGCCGUGAACCUCGUAUAGAUGUUCCCAUUGGACGGAACUCGCUGAGACCAGGGGGAAGCCGGCCUGCUGAUAUCCGACGGGGUUUCAUCUGACACUUCAGAUUCUUUUUGAAUUGAACUUCUGGGAAGACUGCAAGUGCUCAUUAAAAUUUUGAGAUAUUUCAGUUAAAGGGCUGAAUGUUUUAUGCUUAAGUAUAAUUAACUGAUUCAUACAGUUCACAGUGAUAAACCCAUUUGCCGUCUUCUGUCUCAACACUGACCAUUAAUCAACCUUAUCACAAACUCAGAUUUUCACAGUUACAAAAGAAGAACCAGUCCCAAGCUCUGUGUGUCAUCUUGCCCCUGUGUUCUAGUCUAAUUGUUGCAACAUGAGACAAAUUUAUUACUGACUGCUUACAAGGACAACAACUAUUUACCUGCUUGCUCUG
Messenger RNA from Chanos chanos (milkfish), 1811 nucleotides. RefSeq names its product F-box protein 7 (gene fbxo7). The transcript has 9 exons. Gene Ontology annotation, biological process: positive regulation of autophagy of mitochondrion. Bases 1 to 1476 code for a protein of 491 amino acids. The record is from RefSeq and is a predicted model, not a curated record. NCBI's taxonomy places the organism in Eukaryota, Metazoa, Chordata, Actinopteri, Gonorynchiformes, Chanidae. Gene Ontology annotation, molecular function: protein kinase binding.